Messenger RNA from Macrosteles quadrilineatus (aster leafhopper), 1232 nucleotides. RefSeq lists its product as uncharacterized. NCBI's taxonomy places the organism in Eukaryota, Metazoa, Arthropoda, Insecta, Hemiptera, Cicadellidae. The coding region runs from base 93 to 1199 and encodes 368 amino acids. The transcript is spliced from 8 exons. The record is from RefSeq and is a predicted model, not a curated record.
AAUCCCUGGCCAUUGACAACAUUUCAGGUCUGCUGUCUCUUGUUGUGGUUGUCUGUUUACAUCGUGGGCGUGAAACUAUGUAGAUUACAGAAAUGUUUGGUAACCCACAAAGAUACAAGGCUGUACUUCAGCAAUACGAGGCGAGACAUGCGAAUGCAGGAUGUCUUCUAGCACUGCUGUUUGUCGUACCAUUCCUGGCACGUAGUUACAGUGUGGCAUCGGUCAGCUGUGGUGCCUUAGUCUACGUCACAAUAGUGGUACCUCUAGCUACAGGAUACAUUACAGCUGGCACGCUGAUGGCACUAUUCAAGAGAUGUGUAAUGGCAGUAAUAGUCGGUGAAAACAGCUUAAUUCACUCAGCAGCAAGACAUUCUCGUUACUUCUUACACUGGCUUCACUCAGUGUAUCUACAUUUGGAGAAUAUACAUACAACUACCAACCAGGUUGUAUUCAACAUGGCUGCAGAGAAGGUUUUAUGUCCGGAUGAGAGAUUUGCAAGUCUGUACGUCCUACUGUUUUACACUGUUCUUGCCUACCUCCAACAAUCAUUAAAGAAGCGCCAAUGGUCCCAGGUGCUUCAUGAGACGACCGCUGCGGACUUCUUAAGGCUCACAACAGCGUUUGUUGUGGCUCGUCUUGGCAAAGCCAUCGUAAUGGGAAUGGUUCUUCUCACAUUCACUGUACAGUUUAACGACAUCGAGCCUCCAAUAUCAUACGUUCUUCUAACUGCUGCAUUUUUUCUCCUCUCUCAAUUCCCAGGAACACCAGGUGAAGACAGCCCAGUAGUAACUACAGUUCGCAGCUUUGACUUGUACGAGCUGGAGGGACUAGAAGAAUGGUGGAUGCCUACAAUAACCAGGUCAACAACAAUAACUAUGUCAGCAAUGUUAGUGAUGUUUCUUUUACUGCGCUCUCAUUGGAUUCUUGCAUUGUUGUUGGGGUACACCAAUGUAAUGGUCCCCUGGUCUCUGAUGAUGGAACAAUGUUGGUCACCUCUAUGUGACCAGCGGCAGACGACUGCUCAAUACUCUAUGCCAUCCCUACGGCAAGUCAGAGGUCAAGUAUGUCCCGUAUGUUUGGAUGACAUGCGCCUACUGUCUGCACGUGUCACACCAUGUCGACAUGUAUUACAUACUUACUGUCUUCGCAAGUGUGUGCAGUCUUUCCAUCAGUGUCCUCUAUGUAAACAUCCUUUAUGACCUUUUAUUAAAGUUUAUAUUUUAAUCGCUCUA